Alnus glutinosa is the source of this 507-nucleotide messenger RNA. RefSeq lists its product as uncharacterized. Lineage: Eukaryota; Viridiplantae; Streptophyta; Magnoliopsida; Fagales; Betulaceae. The transcript has 4 exons. The record is from RefSeq and is a predicted model, not a curated record. The coding region runs from base 1 to 507 and encodes 168 amino acids.
AUGGGUAACAAGGUGGGAAUUGAUGAGACAGUACCAGCAUCUCCAGUUGAAGCCACUACUUCCAAGGUAAGUGAAAAGGAGAAGGUGAAUGCACCACCUUUCCCUCAGAGGAAGUUUCAAGACUAUGAAAAAGUUGUUUUAACAGAAAAGGUAAGUGCAGUGCUAUUGAGAAAGUUGCCACCAAAGCUAAAAGAUCCAGGUAGUUUUGCUAUUCCUUGCAGGAUUGGUGACCAACUUUUUGAUCGUGCAUUGCUAGAUUUGGGAGCAACUAUAGAAGAAUCCCCUAUGUCAUUGCAUUUACCUAUUAUUUUGGGAAGAUCCUUUAUGAGAACUGCAGAUACUAAAAUUUGUGUGAAAAAGGGUAUUGUGAGUAUGAAGGUGAACGGGGAGAAAAUAGAGUUCAAAGUUUUUGAUGCAUUAAAACCACCCCAAGAUAAUCUUGAUUGCUUUAAUAUCCGUAUGCUUCAAAAUGCUGUGGAGGAAGUUUUUCAGGGCUUUAUAAGAUAG